Messenger RNA from Triplophysa dalaica, 1334 nucleotides. RefSeq names its product acyl-CoA binding domain containing 6 (gene acbd6). The transcript has 8 exons. Gene Ontology annotation, molecular function: fatty-acyl-CoA binding; protein binding. The coding region runs from base 162 to 1061 and encodes 299 amino acids. The record is from RefSeq and is a predicted model, not a curated record. NCBI's taxonomy places the organism in Eukaryota, Metazoa, Chordata, Actinopteri, Cypriniformes, Nemacheilidae.
CGUGACGUACAAUUCACGGACCGAUUCUCAAAACAAGUCCGACUGUUUUGGAUUACGGAUAACAUUCCCCUAGUUACCACUUGUCAGCCCUGUCAUCAGUAUUUAUUCAUAAUUAAAGCAACAUUUUUGAAAUCCUUGAAAAGACAUCUUUAUUUCAUACAAUGGCGUCACGAUCACCAUCUUCAUCCCCAGGCUCAGCGACAGGCUCUGGUACUGAUCCAGCACGGCCCGAUACCGGAGAGCCGCUCGGUGGAGGAUCCGAUUCGGAUUCAGAUUUUGGAUUAGGAAAAUUUGAUUGUGGUGCAGCGGAUACGGCGCUGCGAUUAGAAGGAGAAGAUUUGGAGAACGAGUUUGAUGCGGCAGCAGAUCGGGUCAGAGAUCUCGUCCAGACAGCCAGCAGAGAGCAGCUGUUAUAUCUGUACGCCAGGUAUAAACAGGCCAAAGUUGGAAAGUGCAAUACCUCGAAGCCUGGUUUCUUCGAUUUUGAGGGUCAGAGAAAAUGGUCAGCAUGGAAACAGCUGGGGGACAUGAGUGCAGAGCAGGCUAUGCAGGAGUAUGUGUCUUGUGUACAGGUCCUGGAUCCAGACAGCAGUCAGAAGGAGCGAAGGGGCGGAGUGAAUCGAUCUGGUGGAUUCGGUGGGCCGGCAGUCAGCUCUCUAUACCAGGAAGAAAAGAUCAGGGAAGAGGACAAAAACAUUUUUGACUACUGCAGAGAGAACAACAUAGAAAAUGUCAGCAAAGCAAUCAGCUCCAAAAAAGUGGACGUGAAUGCAAAGGACGAAGAGGGCCGAGCGCUUCUUCACUGGGCGUGUGAUCGGGGCCAUAAAGACCUGGUGUCCCUGCUCCUGCAGAAUAACGCCGAUAUCAAUAAUCAGGAUGACGAAGGGCAGACUGCACUACACUAUGCCUCAGCUUGCGAGUUUGCAGAAAUCGUCGAGUUACUCCUGAAAGCCGGAGCUGACCCAUCCAUUAAAGAUCUAGAAGGCUCUCUUCCAGAGGAGGUUACAGAGUGCAGCGCCAUCUCUUCUCUUCUCCGUCAGUAUACGGCUCCUAAAGGCUAAAUCUCGCUCGAUCAAUCCUUCACAAUCAAACCCCAUCCAGUUACUCUCAUACAAACUGAGCUCCUCAUCCAGAUUGUACACGUGUACCGUCAAACCAACACUAGCUAUCCGAACACAGUCUAGAUCUAUUGCUAUGAUUCUCCAUUUGGAUGUGGACCACAGAUAUUAUACAUUCAUACUGUUAAGUUGAAAAAACCUGUCCUAGCUCAUCCCAGAAUGGUACAUUCCAUUGAAUGUGUUAUUGCUAUUAAAAUGAAAGAAAUUAAAUCUUAA